This is a messenger RNA of Oryza brachyantha (malo sina), 1101 nucleotides long. RefSeq names its product XIAP-associated factor 1. NCBI's taxonomy places the organism in Eukaryota, Viridiplantae, Streptophyta, Magnoliopsida, Poales, Poaceae. The transcript has 5 exons. The record is from RefSeq and is a predicted model, not a curated record. Bases 265 to 891 code for a protein of 208 amino acids.
UACCCGUCUCCCCUCCUCCGGAUCGCGACUCUCUCCUUCGCUCGCUCGCGGUCUCGCCUCGUCUUCUUCUCCUCCAUCCCCACCAAACUCCGCCCCUCUCCUCUUCCUCGAAACCUCCGGCCGCCCACCCACCCUCCCUAGCGCCGGACGGACGAGAGCGCGGUCUGUUCGAUUCGAUUCGCUCGGGCGCCCGGAAGGAGGAGGCGAGGCGGGCGGCUUCCUGCUCCGGCCCACACCACACGCGCCCCCUGCGCAGCUAGCGAGAUGGCGGCCGACGCCGGCUUCGAUCCCUCCGCGGCGGCCCUCGCUGCCACCUCCACCUGCGCCCACUGCCAGCGAGAAAUUCCAUCUUCAAACAUUGACUUACAUUCAGCACACUGCGCUCGUAACCUUCAAAAGUGUGAACACUGUGGAGAAAUGGUGGCCAGAAAACUUAUGGAUGAACACUACAACGAAAGCCAUGCCCCAGUAAGUUGCACUCUUUGCAAGGAAAUCAUAGCACAUGAGAUCUGGGAUCUCCAUAAAAGUGAACAGUGCCCACAAAGGAUUGUCGCGUGUGAAUAUUGUGAAUUUGAGUUGCCAGCGGUUGAGCUUCAUGAACAUCAGGAUGUAUGCGGAAACCGUACAGAAUUUUGUCAAACAUGCAAGAAGUAUAUCAGAUUACGUGAAUGGAUCGGGCAUGAGUUACAGUGUCAUGCAAAUACAAAUGGUUCUGCACAAUCAUCAAGUGCCAGAACCAUUCCAGAGAGAGAAGUGCGUCCUCCUCCACCAGUACGACCACCACGACCUAUUCAUGGUGCACAACACAAGCGUCUGCUCUUCACAAUUGCAGUAACGGGCAUCGCAGUUAUGAUCGGUUCAAUACUUUUUCAGAGGGAGGAAAGUUUCUAAUUUAGUCCAGUAUCUAAGCACUCUCCCCAUCGAGUUGAUUCCAACAGUAACAGCAUAAAGAGUUACCUUGUUGUACAAUUUACCCCCAUAAUCAGUCGAUAAGAUCAGUUGUUUGUUUGAGAGUACAGUCCCUGGCAUGGCUUUGUCAAAAGAAUCGAAAUAACGAUGAAAAUGGCCAUUAUUCUCAGUGUUAUAUCGAGAUAUUUGAAG